Rhodofomes roseus is the source of this 605-nucleotide messenger RNA. Its product is annotated as acyl-CoA N-acyltransferase. Lineage: Eukaryota; Fungi; Basidiomycota; Agaricomycetes; Polyporales; Fomitopsidaceae. Gene Ontology annotation, biological process: N-terminal peptidyl-glutamic acid acetylation. Gene Ontology annotation, cellular component: NatA complex. The record is from RefSeq and is a predicted model, not a curated record. The transcript is spliced from 6 exons. Gene Ontology annotation, molecular function: protein N-terminal-serine acetyltransferase activity; protein-N-terminal-glutamate acetyltransferase activity. The coding region runs from base 74 to 550 and encodes 158 amino acids.
ACAGGUGGAUCGGUCGUGGCCCUCAGUCUGGCUGCUACUAACCUACUAUCCCUUUGCCUUCGUCUACACAACCAUGAACAUUCGGCUAGCACGGGUAGACGACCUCCCAGGUAUGCAGGCAUGCAACCUGCAAAACCUGCCUGAAAACUACACUAUGAAGUACUAUCUGUACCAUAUCUUGACCUGGCCGCAACUGUCGUACGUUGCUGAGGAUGAGAAGGGCCGGAUAGUGGGCUACAUCCUCGCCAAGAUGGAGGAGGACCUAACGGAAGCAGAGGAGCCGCACGGGCACGUCACGUCGAUAUCUGUGCUAAGGUCGUACAGACGGCUGGGGCUGGCGAAGCGGCUGAUGGUCCAGUCACAAGAAGCCAUGGCGACCGUCUUUCGCGCCUCCUACGUCUCGCUUCACGUCCGCAAGUCGAACCGCGCGGCGCUCUCGCUCUACCGGGACACCCUCGGGUUCACCGUGAAAGAGAUCGAAAAGAAGUACUACGCGGACGGGGAGGACGCGUAUGCUAUGAAGCUGUCUCUCAAAGAGCUUGCCCGAUGAUGCGGUGUACAGACAGGGUGUACGAUACAUGCUGAUACAUAGGAUAAUUUACAUG